UUACGAUACCGCCAUCCUUAUAAACCCUACUUGCUGCCUUUCCACUCCUUUACGAACCCUAGAGGACGGCCUCCCAGCUGCUGCUUCCGAAGACGCACAGGUCUCGUCUUUCUCCCGUCUUAAUCUCUUCCCUCACCCAGCAUCUCUAUCUUCUCUGAAUCGUUCACGUUCGCGCUCACGUCCCAUCUGAUUCUCUGACAUUUUGUUUGUCUUCCCUUUUUGUUACUCUCCCAGUGAUUCAAUCGAUUUGCAGCAAUGGCCCCUCCUAAAGAUAGCAAGCCGAAGUCAGAUGCCAAGGCGCAGGCAGUCAAGGCUGCUAAGGCAGUGAAGUCUGGCCCAACUUUCAAGAGGAAGGCCAAGAAGAUCAGGACCAAGGUCACGUUCCACCGCCCAAGGACAUUGAAGAAGGAGAGGAACCCCAAGUACCCAAGGAUCAGUGCACCUCCCAGGAACAAGCUUGAUCACUACCAGAUUCUCAAGUUUCCUCUGACCACCGAGUCUGCCAUGAAGAAGAUUGAAGACAACAACACACUGGUGUUCAUCGUUGACAUCCGCGCUGACAAGAAGAAGAUCAAGGCUGCUGUGAAGAAGAUGUAUGAUAUCCAGGCCAAGAAGGUCAACACCCUCAUCAGGCCUGAUGGUACCAAGAAGGCAUAUGUUAGAUUGACGCCGGACUACGACGCAUUGGAUGUGGCAAACAAGAUUGGCAUCAUCUAAGUUGGUUUCCUUGCCGUUUCCUUUCUCAGGGAUUUGCUUGAUACAUUGUGUUAGACUAAACAGUUUUGUUAUGAUGAUGCAAUGCGAGGUUGGAGUUUGUAAGCCUUUCUUACUUGUUAUGGAUCUUCUCUUCUCGACUUACAAUCUGGACAAUCUAGCCUUCAGCUAUUAUCAGUUCACUUCUUCUGAAUCCAGUGAUGGAUAAUCUCCCUAAUCUCCCAUAAUCUGCCAUUACUUUGUGUUGUUGUAUGGUACCCUUUAUGUUGCUGCAAAUCUGUCUGAUUCUAACGAUUGUGCGAUUCUGGUUGGGCCUAUAAAGACUGGCAUAAACG
Molecule: messenger RNA, 1049 nt
Organism: Linum trigynum
Lineage: Eukaryota; Viridiplantae; Streptophyta; Magnoliopsida; Malpighiales; Linaceae
Source: the annotation of a GenBank genome assembly